AAAAUAAUUAAAUAAAUAAAUAAAUGGUCUAUUCGUUCUCAUUGUUGGUUAUACAGUCUCUUGAGCAAAAUGUCUUAGCAGGACAUCUACGAGAUGAAUUUUAGGGUUUUACACUGUUCUUAAAUACGGAAGUACAUGGCAUCAAAACAAUAAUGAGAUUUUUCUCCAACAAUUCAUUAGCUUCGCAAGCUAGUUCCUCCAUUAGCUCCUUUAGUUUGGUCUUUUUCAAUCAUGUAGUCUGUCAGAUUCGGUUUCUCGCCAUCUUCAGUGGUUGUGUUGCUACAGGUAUUACAUGAUUCUGAACUCUCGAUUUUACUCAGUUCUUACAUACAGAAGUUACAGUUACAUACAGCAUCAAAAUAUUUUUGAAUUUUUUUCUCGAUCUUUACGAGGUGAUAAUCCUUUAGUUUCACCAUUUUCGAUCCUUUAAAUAUGUUAGAAUUGUUCAGUUUCUCGCCAUUUUCAGUGGUUGUAUUGCUACAGUUAUUAUAUGAUUGUGAACUCUCGAUUUUAGAUUUGUAGCAUCAAAAUUGUGAGAUUGUUGAGGUUUGUCGGUUUGGAUAAGUUCGUUUCCGAUCAUUUCGGUCUAUUUGUCCAUACUUUUUUGUGGUCUGCCAGAUGUGUUUCGGAUCUUCAGGUUUGUAAAGUACGAAAUUAAAAAAAUGAUUGAUUGGCCUUGCACUGCUAAUACCCAGAAACAAAAUGACCAAUACGACCAAACUGCAGGCUCAUCACUCCGUAGCCCCCAUGAAAAAAAUCUCGCUUUUUUUUUUUUUCCUUACCUGCCUCUUUCUAUUUUUUACAUUUUGUCCAACAAUUCAUUAUCUUCGGAAGCUAAUGGAUUUUUAAUGUCUGCUGCGUUAUGAACCUGUCGUUAUUUCGUUUCCGAUCACUUUGUUAUGCCUGUGUACACUUGUUUAGUUUACCACACGAGUUUCGGCUUUUGCCAUCAUAAAAGGGUGUUUGUAAAAUAAGACAUUUAAAAAAAUAGUUGGUUGGGCUCGUCUUAAUUACAACCAAGAUCAAACAUGAUAAAAAGCCAAGUUCAUCACUUCGUAUACCUCAUGUAGAAACUUUACAAUUUUCUUCUUCACUUAAGUCCAAGCGUCCCUCUCUUUGUUUUGUUAAUCCAACAAUAAUAGCUGCGAAACCACGCCGAAACAAUUGUAAGAUUUUUAAGGUAUGGGGGUUAUGUGUAGUUUCAUGAUUUACGAACAUUUGGGUCUGCCUGCCCGAACGUUUUUGACCUGUCAGUUAAGUUUCGAAUCUUGCCAUUUUCACUAGUGGGUUUGCUAAGCGAGAAAUUCAGAACAUAGAUGAUUGUCUUCCUUGUGCUUAUAGUCCAGAUACAAAAUGAUUAAACUGAUAGAUUUGACCCAACUCUUACCUGCGAAAGAUACGUGACAAUUGGGAACAUUUUUGAGUUAUGCGAGAUGACGAACCUGUAAUUAUGUUGUUUCUGAUUAUUUUGGUCUGCCUCCGCAACAUUCAUAUAUAGAUGCGUUUCGACUCUCGCCAUAUUCAGUCGUUGCCUGGUAAAGCAGGAAAUUGAAAAGAGUCGAUGCCUUGCCUCACCAUGCUUAUAACCUAGAUUUAAAAUUAGCAGCUACAGGCCUGACAAACCUAUAGAAUAAAUUUCACAAUUUCUUGUUUGCUUACCUGCACGCGUUCUCUCUUUUUUAGUUUGCCCAAAAAAUCGAGAGUUUCCUGCAAUACUUUUUAGCUUAAGCCCAACUCGACUCUGAACAUACCGAGAAACCACCAAAAUGAUCGGAGUGUGCGUAUUACAAGCUCUUCACUCCGUAGACACCAAGAAGAAAUCUCACUAUUUUCUUGUUCACUUACAUGCAAGCGUCCCUUUUUGUCAGUUUGCCCCAAAAAUCGAUAUUUUCUUGUAAUAUUGAAAUAGCCUAAACAUAGAACCGUCAAUGAAGACGGAUGUCUUAUAGACCAAAACUCCGAGACUAGGCAGUAAAUGACCGGAAAUGAUCAAACUUCAGAUCAAAGACAUUGUUAAUUUUAACUUGCGGUAUAUUUUACCCACUGGACGAAGAAAUUUUUUUUAGUGAAGAUAUCACGGACGGGAUAAUUAAUACUGAUUCAAUAACUAUUUGUUGUUGUUUAUUGUCUUGAGUUUGAUAUAUCUUCCGAUGGUGGCGAUUUCUAGAUCAAGAUAGAUCAAGACUUAGUAAUGAGCCGCGGAUUCCUAAUGAGAAACUAGUUGCUAAAUUCUUAUUCAUAUUUGUAAUGGUUUGAGGGUGGUCUCGAAGAACAUGUUCCAUUGUGCAAGUAGUGACAUGGUGGGCACCGAAGGUACAUCCGGACCUCUUGAGGCAGUACAACAAGCGAGAAACCCUUUGCUCUGUUAUUUGUGCAAGGACUACUUUUCUGAACCCUGUCUUCUCAGUUGCUACCACACUUUUUGUGCCCAAUGUCUUCAAAACAAAAUCACGGACAACAAAAUCAACUGCCCCAUAUGCGGAAGCACGACUCAGUUGAAAGACAACUGCCAGUUGCCUCCGCCGGACACACUGAUGAGGCAUCUCAUCGACCUGGCCAAUACCGACAAUCCUCCUUGUUCCAACUGCGACAAGAGAGACCGACCUUCCAUGUUUUUCUGCAGCACCUGCGGCCAGGCGCUUUGUACGCAUUGUCGAGAAAACACCCACCGAGCGAAGAUGUUUUCCACGCACGAUGUAGUGCACAUGUCGAAAUGCGCCAAAGAUGGUCAUAGACGUUGUGUCGCACACGGAGAGCAAUAUAUUAUGUUUUCCAAUUCGCAAAGGGCGAUGCUCUGUGUCAACUGCUUCCGAGACACUCCUUCAGAAGCAAGACUCCACUGCGUAGACAUCGACACGGCUUAUGCUCAGGGUUGCAAGAAUCUUGAACGUUCCCUUUUGUCGGUUAGGGAGACACAAGGCUUAGUUAGGUCAGGGGUCGUGGCAUGCCGGACGUUACUAGACGAACUUCACCACAACACGAAUACUGAAAAAUCCACAAUACACUCGUUUUGCCAAGGAAUGCAGGACUCUAUCGCGAAAACUCAGGCUGCGAUGUUACUUGAGGUUCAAAGGCAAUACGAGAGCAAAGAAAGAGUCCUUCAUUCUCAACUCGUCAAUUUAAGCAGCGUGAUUCCAGUUCUUCAGGCACACCUCAUCCUUUGCCACACUUUCUCAGGCAUGGCGACAAAGUUUCAGUUUUUAGAUCUUGUUUACGCCAUGAUCGACCGUCUGAAUAGCAUAUCCCAGCUCUCUCAACCUAUCAGGCCACUUCAGUCAAGCCUGAUCAAAACGAACUAUAAAUCCGAGUUUGCGCAGAGUUUAGAGCCAUGGAUCGGAAAACCGCUCCCACCAAUACCCAGUACUCAAACUACCCAAGGUGGCACUGAAGAAAAUACCACUCCUGGAGGAAGUCAGAAAAAGCAAAUUACAAAAUUAAAAUCACUUGAUGAAGGGCAGUUCACAAACCAUUGCAGGACUUUUGAAACACAGAUGAAGGAACUAGGAGCAGAAGUGACAGGAGUAAAAGAGAGAUUGACUCAGCUUCAAAGAGAUGUGGCAGUCUUGAAACGAGCUGCAGUACAACCUCUGGCAAAGAGGCACACAAAUAUCUCUAAAGAUUGUGAGAGGUUAGAAGCCACACUCCACAGAUUCCACAUGGAACUGGACAGGAUGAGAGGCUCUUUUGAGUCUCUCUGGCAAGACCAGCUAAGGAGAAUCAGGCUUGAACAGGAUAUCUUCCAGUCCCAAAUGGGCGAGGUUGUUAGGAUAAGAUGUGAGGUGAAGCAGCUCGCCUCAAUCACCCAAGAACUAGAGCCUUGCGUUAAACGACUUUCAAACCAAAAUUUGGACGAAAUGAUCAAUAUCAAUACACUCAUCGAUCACAUCACGAACAUGCACUCUCCUGAUAUAAAGUACAUCCUGGAUCACGGUUCUCAAAAGGGAUCAGCAGUGCAUUCAACAGCUACAACACCUCAGCCACCAGAAAAAGAAAUAAAAGAUAUAUGCAACGACUCGAAGACUGAUCAGUAUGUCAGGGCACAGGAUCAUAGAAUUAGGGGUGUCCUUAGCCAUAUAAUGGACAAAGUCAGGACAAAAGAAGAUCGUAAAAAAUCUCCUGUUCAGGAAGAUCGUGGUAUACUAAUCACAAGAGACAGAGAACCUUCCAAAGAAAGAAAAGAAUCUUCAGGUGCUUCGGGAAAAACGAAGGCAGAGGCGCCCAAAAGCUGCUCAAUAUACCACAGCUUAAGUGGUAAAACGCUUCAAGCUACACAGAUGCAAAGGCCAAGUGAAAAGCAAUCGGAAGAAGCGGCAUUCCUUAUGAAAAAGUGCAUUCAAGAACACCUUGAAGAGCACAUCAAACAGAAACUUGCCCAGAGAUCCAAGUCGAUCACAAAGCACAAAGAGUUCCAAGGUGAGAAGGAUGUAGCCCCAUUUACAACUAGAAGAAGAAAAAUGUCUUCAAGAAUGGACAAAGAUGAGGACAGUGAUUAUCAACAUAUAUCUGAUGCGACUACUAUCCACACACGUGCUCAUGUGCAUAAGUCAGCCACGCCUCCGGCUGUCUACCCACAUUCUGACACUGAAGAUUCCGUGUUUUAUCCAGAUACUCCAAGCUCAGGUCGUCGGUCUUCUACGGAUUUGAUGGAUAGGAGGAAGACCCUUGUAGUAGUGAUAGGCCACGGCAAGGGGAAAGGUAAGGGGCGUAUGAUGCAGAAGCAGCGUUCAUGGGAGACAUUCCCACCCAAACGCAGGAACCACCAUUACAGUUCUUCCAAAUUCUGCCACGAUCCGGAGUCUUUCAGGGGUGCCUUUGAUCUCAAUGGACUUAAAAAGGCGGAUAGUUUCGAGGGGCAUGAAGAAGCUGUGCGGACACUGGUUGCAGCGGUUCAAGAAACGAGGACAAUGAGGAAGCCAAAACCACCGACGACAAACAUGCCCGAUAACAGCUCUGCUUAAGCUAUGAGGAAAAUUUUGUCGGAGAUUUUAAAGUUUAAAAUUUAAAAUUUCUGUGAUUACCAAUAUAAAUGUUAGUCUAUUAUAAUAUGAUCCUUAGGGUUUUAAUGCCUAAAUGUUUUCAAUUAUGCUUAAAUUGAAACCAUAAAUAUAAACAAUAUGACUAUAAAAUUGAGUUUAAUAUUAUAAAUAUAUGAUAAUAUAUUACUGAUAAUUUAUAGUGUUUACAAUGAAAUUUAACCUGAAAAUAUGAUCUCAUUAACAUAAAUAUAUGAAUUUUAUCUUUUUAUUUUAUAUUUUAUUUGUUUAUUAAUUUUAUUUUUGAGUUCCUGAACAGUGUUUUUAGAAUCAGUUACAAUGCUGCUCUUUUUAAAAAAAUAAGACUUCUUUUUCCUUCUAUUAAUUUCCUUUAUAGUCAAUUAAUUGGCUUCCAUUUUUAUUUAUUCAAUAUAGUCUCAACAAAAAGUUGUUUAUCUUACAAAAUAAAAAAAAAAGAAAUAGACAGAGGAGCGUAUUUACUCGCAUUUGGCCUAUGUUGGGAUAAAAUAAUUUAUUUUAAAAAAAUUGUCUACA
Molecule: messenger RNA, 5528 nt
Organism: Cimex lectularius (bed bug)
Lineage: Eukaryota; Metazoa; Arthropoda; Insecta; Hemiptera; Cimicidae
Product: RING finger protein 207-like
Exons: 18
Coding region: 2274-4958 (894 amino acids)
Cellular component (GO): perinuclear region of cytoplasm
Molecular function (GO): zinc ion binding; Hsp70 protein binding; transmembrane transporter binding
Source: RefSeq, a predicted model, not a curated record